Molecule: messenger RNA, 474 nt
Organism: Pygoscelis adeliae (Adelie penguin)
Lineage: Eukaryota; Metazoa; Chordata; Aves; Sphenisciformes; Spheniscidae
Product: somatomedin-B and thrombospondin type-1 domain-containing protein-like
Exons: 4
Coding region: 1-474 (157 amino acids)
Source: RefSeq, a predicted model, not a curated record
AUGUGGGGCCUGCUGCUCUGCGGGGGCUGGCUGCUGGCCGCCGGCUACCUGGUGGGUGCCAUGGGUGGCUGCUGGCACCAGUGCUGCCCGGGCAGGACUCUCUUUUCCCUCAUCCAUCCUGCCUGCUCCCCUGGCCUGCCGGCAGCAGUGGGCUGCGCGGUGGGGCCCUGGGGGCCAUGGAGCGGGUGCAGCUCCCGGCACGGAGGGGAGCCCUGUCCCGACCUCAAGCAGCGCCGCGGCUGCCUGGGGGAGCACCCGACCUGCGGGAUGGCCAAAGAGGUGGCCAAGAUAUUACCUGACUCCUUCAGCCGGGACUUCAGGGAUCCCUGGCGAAGAGCUGGGCUGCUGCUGCUGGAGGAGCCAUCCAGGACGUUUUGGGUGGCCGCCUCCGUGGCGGGGUGCCAGGGCUCAUGGGUGCAGGAAGGGCUGCAGGAGGGCUGUGUCUGCCCCCCGCCGGCUCUCAUCUUCGUGUAG